This is a messenger RNA of Geosmithia morbida, 1368 nucleotides long. Its product is annotated as oligosaccharyltransferase complex subunit beta. The coding region runs from base 1 to 1368 and encodes 455 amino acids. NCBI's taxonomy places the organism in Eukaryota, Fungi, Ascomycota, Sordariomycetes, Hypocreales, Bionectriaceae. The transcript has 4 exons. The record is from RefSeq and is a predicted model, not a curated record. Gene Ontology annotation, cellular component: oligosaccharyltransferase complex; endoplasmic reticulum membrane.
AUGCGGUACUUUCUGAGCGCUGUCGUGCUUCUUUUUGCGGCAAUUGUGUCGGCCGUUAGCACCACGGGCAGCCGGCUGCUGGUGGUGGCUGACGAUGCCGCUGACAAGGAUGCAUACAGCAACUUUUUUGGCGACCUGGAGGCUCGCGGAUUCGACAUUAGCUACGAGACGCCCAAGAGCGAGGGCCUGUCCCUCUUUCGCCUUGGAGAGAGGACAUAUGACCACAUUGUCUUUCUGCCCACCAGCGUCAAGGCCCUCGGCCCGAAGCUAACCCCCAACAUCCUCAUCGACUUUGUCAACGCCGACGGCAAUAUCCUGGUGGCGCAGUCGUCCGCGCAUGCCUCGUCGACGUCCAUUGCUCACUUCCUCAGCGAGGUCGGCAUCAGCCUUCCGACUGAGCGCACGGGUCUGGUUGUCGACCACUUCAACUACGACAGCGUCUCCGCCGCCGAGACUCACGAUGUUCUCGUCCUCGAUGCUCCCACCCCUGUCCGCGCUGAUAUCGCCCCCUUCUUCUCUCUCGGAAACGAUGCCGUGCUGGCCCUGCCGCAUACCGUUGGCCACACCCUCAGCGCCAGCCAGCUCCUGACACCCAUCCUGCGUGCCCCCGACACAGCCUAUAGCUACAAUCCCAAGGAGCAGGUCGAGGCUGUCGAUCCUGAGGAGCUCUUCGCCGUUGGCCACCAGCUGGUUCUUGUCUCGGCUUUCCAGGCUCGCAACUCUGCCCGCGUGACCGUCAUCGGCUCAGCCGAGAUGCUGCAGGACAAGUGGUUUGAUGCCAAGGUGACCCGCGCCGGCUUCAAAAAGGUUGCUGCCGCCAACAGGGAGUUUGCCAAGAAGCUCGCCGCCUGGACCUUCCAAGAGCUCGGCGUCCUUCGCGUCAACAGCAUUGAGCACAGCCUGACAGGCGACAACAAGACGAACCCAGGCAUCUAUCGUGUCAAGAACGAUGUAACCUACAACAUCUCAAUCUCGGAGUACUCGUGGGAUGCUUGGCACCCCUUUACUCUUCCUGAGUCAGAUGCCCUGCAGCUUGAGUUCAGUAUGCUGUCCCCUUUCCACCGCCUGGACCUCGAGGCUGUCGCCUCAACGGCCGACGCCACCAUCUACAGCACCUCAUUCACCCUGCCCGACCAGCACGGCAUCUUCAACUUCCGUGUCAACUACAAGCGCCCUCUCUUGUCGAUCGUGGACGAGAAAAACACCGUGACUGUACGUCACAUUGCGCAUGAUGAGUGGCCCCGUAGCUUUAUCAUCUCGGGUGCCUGGCCUUGGAUCUCUGGCAUUGGCGCCACGGUAACGGGCUUCGUCUCUUUCUGCGUCCUCUGGAUGUACAGCAGGCCGACCCCUGACAAGAAGACGCAGUAG